AUGGGGAACGAAAACUCCGUGCUGGUGGACGGAAGCACUGCACCAGUAACCUUGAAAUCCAGGUCCGUCGAAGGGAUCGCUGAGUACAUUAAAGAAAAGAAUAUUCGGAGGAUUGUGGUCUUGACUGGCGCAGGCAUCAGCACAGCGGCAGGAAUCCCCGACUUCCGUUCUCCAGAUACCGGCGUCUACGCCAAUCUCGCCCGUCUAAACCUCCCGGACCCAGAAGCCGUAUUUGACAUCUCCUACUUCCGCAAAAAUCCCUACCCCUUUUAUGCCCUGUCCAAGGAGAUGUUUCCCGGACGCUAUCGGCCAACGAUCACCCACUCGUUUAUUAAGCUCCUCUACGACAAAGGUCGCUUGCUCAAGCUCUUCACCCAAAACAUCGACUGUCUGGAGCGGGCAGCCGGCAUACCGGGCGAGAUGAUCAUUGAAGCACAUGGAAGCUAUGCAUCCCACCGAUGCAUCGAAUGCAAAGCUUCAUACCCCGAAGAUUUAAUGCGCAAGGCGAUAAAUGCAAAUGAUGUACCUCUAUGUCUCGAUUGUCAGGGACUCGUGAAACCUGAUAUUGUGUUCUUUGGAGAGCCACUGCCAGAAGCUUUCUUCAUGAACCGUACGCUGACAGCUGCAGCAGACCUGUGCAUUAUUAUGGGCACUAGUUUGAGUGUACAGCCGUUCGCUAGUUUACCUAGCCUUUGCAAAGAAGGGUGUCCUCGUCUCCUGAUUAACCUCAAUAGGGUUGGCGGUCUCGGUACUAGGCCAGAUGAUGUAUUGCUAUUAGGCGAGUGUGACGAUGGUGUACUAAAAUUGGCAGAGGCGCUGGGUUGGCGGGAGGAGCUUGAGGAAUUAUGGGCACAGACAAAUCCUGAAAAAGCAGGCCUAAUGGAGAAAGAAAAGGAAAAGCCGGCUCGCUCUAAGAAUGAGCUGCUACGUGAUGAGAUCGAGCGGUUGACAGAAGAAGUAGAGCACACAUUGCAUAUAUCGCGAGCCCACGAAGACCGGGUCCGUUCAGAGCUACAGAAGGGGAAGGAGAGUGAGGUGGGAAAUGGAGAGGAUGCAACGGACAAGCGCGAACCCACACCCACUUCCCAAGAUGACGAAGAUCGAGUAAUGAAGAAGGGUAACGAGCCCUCCGAAUCAGAACAACUCGACCCUGUGCCGCAACAGGAAAGCAAGUCAGAGACGAAAUCUAGUGAUGAUUGUGCUACAAAGCAGGAGAACUCAUCCACCGCCGGCCGCGAACCUAAUAAAGAAAGUGACCAGGAGACAGAACGGUGA
Molecule: messenger RNA, 1275 nt
Organism: Blastomyces dermatitidis ER-3
Lineage: Eukaryota; Fungi; Ascomycota; Eurotiomycetes; Onygenales; Ajellomycetaceae
Product: NAD-dependent histone deacetylase SIR2
Exons: 2
Coding region: 1-1275 (424 amino acids)
Molecular function (GO): NAD+ binding; histone deacetylase activity, NAD-dependent
Source: RefSeq, a predicted model, not a curated record